AUGAAGGCGAAAGGCGAGUUACAAGAGUACAAGGUGAUUGGCAGAGGUCUGCCAACAGAAAAGAACAGGACCCCAGCCCUGUACCAGAUGAGAAUAUUUGCACCUGACAAAGCUGUUGCCAAGAGCAGGUUUUGGUAUUUCCUUAGCCAGCUGAGGAAAUUGAAAAAGGCAACUGGUGAAAUAGUCAGCUGUAGUCGGGUUUAUGAUUCAAAGCCUCUGAAAAUCAAGAACUUUGGAAUAUGGCUACGUUACAACUCCCGUAGUGGUACCCACAACAUGUACAGAGAAUACAGGGACCUGACCGCUGGCAAGGCUGUGACUCAGUGCUACCGUGACAUGGGAGCACGUCACAGAGCCCGGGCUCACUCUAUCCACAUUAUCCGUGUCGAAGAGAUUGCUGCCAGCAAGUGCCGGAGACCCAACACAUUGCAGUUUCAUGAUGCAAAAAUCAAGUUUCCACUGACCCACAGAGUUCACAGAAAACUCCAUGCUCCAAGGUUUGCUGCCAGUAGACCACACACAACUUUCUAA
Messenger RNA from Candidula unifasciata, 531 nucleotides. The record is from the annotation of a GenBank genome assembly. NCBI's taxonomy places the organism in Eukaryota, Metazoa, Mollusca, Gastropoda, Stylommatophora, Geomitridae.